AUGAAAGAAAAGUGGAAUCCCAAAGAAAGAGAGAGGCCUGAACGGCCUAACUGUGCCGCCUGGACUCAAGUGAAGUUCAAAGCACUGGGCCGGCCAACCUGCUUGCGCAACGUCGCGGAACGGCGCACGCCAGGAUGCCGUUAUAGCGUUUGGGGCACCUGCGACCGCCGAAGGUGUGUGGUCGCCUUGGGAUCGGAGGACCUGCGCGUUUACGUCGCGGAUCACAAGCCCCCCAUCGUCUUCGACUUGCAGCGUUUGAAGGUGAGACGAGGACAAAGGCACCUGGAAUUGAGCCGAACCACUUGGGCGCAGCAAGUCUUUCAGCGACUGUGCUGUUGUCAGCCCUUCGCUUGCACGGUCACGUUGCGUGUGGACCAGGUGGACGACCUUUGCGCGUUUCUCUUUCCAGAGUCCAACAUUGACACAUCUUCCAGCCGAGUGCCAUUGGCCGUGUUUCCACCAGAGGUCUUGCAUGUGAUCACAGAGUUUCUGAUCUUGCCUACCAUUCAUGACGUCAUGCGCUGCAGCAUCAAACUGCGGGAAAUGUUGACCUCCGAUGCCUUUUGGCAGCACUUCUAUAUCAAACAUGUUCCACCGCAGGUGCGCCGUCAGGUGGAGGAAUUUGAAGAUAUUGAUGGUUGUUCCGUCUUCGAUCGGGUGGCCAUUGCAAAGCUUCGCUUCUGCCAUGUGUGCCAUGCCCGCAGACAUCUUCCAGGGAUUUGUGGAUGUGGAGCCAAGCAGAGAUUCAACAAGUUUGUGCACUUUGAUAUGCGAGCAGCCGAGAAGCUCCGAUUGGGUUUGCAUAGACUAGGCACUCACCUGAUGAUCAAAGGAUUUGACUUGCAGUCUGCCUUCUUAUGCUUCUCCACCCGCUAUCACGGCACCUCCCUCGCCAGCAUGCUGCGGCAGACCGCGGCCAAGGGCCGGAUGCACCUCUUGGUGUGCGAGAGCUUCACCGGAGAGGUCUUUGGAGCGCUCCUGAGGUUUCCUUUGAAGCGGCGAUCCUCACAGCUCUAUGGUUCAUGUGACCGACUCAUGCUUUUCAACAUGAACAAGGAGGAGCUUCGCACUUUUGAAGGAGGUGAGAAGUUCCCCGUGAUCCGCUCCAUUCCUGAUGCUUUAUCCAUUGGCACCUCGAGCGAAGCAGCUUUGGCUUUGAACUGGGAUUUGAGCAUUGCAACCUGUGAACCAUCCAUUCUUUGUCAGGGCACUCGUUUGUGUGGCUCUUGCUCAUUGAGAUCUGUGGUGACUUUCUCGGAUGUGUGCCCGGACAGCGUCGACCGGCGGAUCUCCCACCUGAAGGCCAACUGGGGAAGUCAUCCAGAUGUCCAGCGCAACGUGGCGCGACAACUCUUGCAGCUUUCGGGCCAGCAAGACCUACGGCAUUACUUCUCCUGA
This is a messenger RNA of Durusdinium trenchii, 1398 nucleotides long. The record is from the annotation of a GenBank genome assembly. NCBI's taxonomy places the organism in Eukaryota, Dinophyceae, Suessiales, Symbiodiniaceae.